AUGGAGGAUAUGGUGAAGGGGCGGCUCAAGUUCUCUCAAACUUCCUGCUAUCUUUGCAGCGAAUGGCUCGAUGAUUGUGACGUUGAGGAACAUCUGCGAACUUGCCGUAAGCAAAAAACAGUGUGCCCGAACGGUUGCGGUACGAUCGUAGUGUUGAAAUAUUUGCAACUGCAUCAAAACACUUGCCCCGCGAGUUACGGCGUUCAAAUGGAGAACGAAGAAGAGCAAGCCGCCAACGUGCCAGCAACGGUCAGCGAUACCGAUGCCGAAAACGAGCUGCAGCGAGACGAAGCACAAACGGUGGGCGACGUCUUGGAAUCGCUGGAAAAUGAGCUGAAAUGCCUCAAGCUGAUUGUGAGUGACCAUGCGAACGACAAGCUUUACGUGCACACCAAUCUGGCCCGACUGAAGCAGUUCUACGAUGUAUCGCAGAAGUGGACCACCAAGGUUUACGAUUCGAUCGUGUCGCUGAACAAGCUGUGCUAUCAGGAGAAGAUCCAGCGUACGCUCGAGCUGACGGCUGUCCAGCAAAAGCUGCUGUCCAUUGAGAUGUGGAACCUGGAUAUUGCCAGCCGAUUCGAUCGUGCGGAAGAGAAAAUGUUUUUCCUUAUCCAGCGUGAUACCACCGAGAAUACUGAUGGUGCCCGCUCGGAUGCAGAUGCGUCCCCUGACGUACAGAAUCCAUCACCGGGCGAGGCUGAUACGACGACUGAGGACGCAGCACCGUCAACCGUCGGUAUAUCGAAGGGAGAAGAGCCUGCUUCCGAUCCGUUGGAAGAUGGCCCAGCUGCUAUGGUCAGCCAGGCCGUAUCGAACUCGAAGCUGGUGCAGGAAAUGAUCGAAGAGUUUAAGGCCCAGUACGGCAAGAUCAAGGUGGAGGUGAAGGAUACCCAAGCCCAGAUGUUCGAGUACGAGGAGCGCAUACAGCUGCUGGAGAAGCUGGUCGAACGCUACCGGCGCGAGACAUACCACACCAAGCAACGCUCGGAUGAGCUGCAGCAGAACCUGUUGCUGGCAAACGCGCGCAACAAUCUUGCCAGCGAGAAUGGGCGCGUCAUCUGGCGCAUCGAUAACUUUGCGCAAAAGCUGAAGGAAUCCAGCGAGCUGGAAACGAUGAUAAAGGGUCCGAUCUUCACCAAUCAACCGUACGGUUACAUGCUGCAGAUGGAAGCCAGCCCGUACGGUAUCGGGACCUGGCGCGGACGCAACUUGAUCGCCGGACUGACGAUCGUGCCGGGACCGUACGAUUCGCUGCUGGAGUGGCCCUGCCGCCUGACCGCCACACUGAUACUACGCGAUCAAACGAGCAAGCGGGCGGAGGCCAAGAACGUCUGCAAACCGAUCGUGGCGAAGGCGAAGGGUCAGCGUGAUCCGAACCAGCAUUACGUCUACAUUUCGCAUGACAUCCUGUUCUCGAACAACUAUCUGAACAAUGACAGCAUCUUUCUGGAGCUGAUCAUUGCAAGCGAGAGCGGCACAAGCUCCCAGUGUUAG
Messenger RNA from Anopheles maculipalpis, 1494 nucleotides. RefSeq names its product TNF receptor-associated factor 3 (gene Traf-like). The record is from RefSeq and is a predicted model, not a curated record. NCBI's taxonomy places the organism in Eukaryota, Metazoa, Arthropoda, Insecta, Diptera, Culicidae. The coding region runs from base 1 to 1494 and encodes 497 amino acids. The transcript is spliced from 4 exons. Gene Ontology annotation, biological process: positive regulation of JNK cascade; tumor necrosis factor-mediated signaling pathway; regulation of canonical NF-kappaB signal transduction. Gene Ontology annotation, molecular function: tumor necrosis factor receptor binding; ubiquitin protein ligase binding. Gene Ontology annotation, cellular component: plasma membrane signaling receptor complex; cytoplasmic side of plasma membrane.